Messenger RNA from Fibroporia radiculosa, 3279 nucleotides. RefSeq lists its product as uncharacterized. The coding region runs from base 1 to 3279 and encodes 1092 amino acids. Gene Ontology annotation, molecular function: protein binding; structural constituent of nuclear pore. Gene Ontology annotation, cellular component: nuclear pore outer ring. Gene Ontology annotation, biological process: protein import into nucleus; transcription-dependent tethering of RNA polymerase II gene DNA at nuclear periphery; poly(A)+ mRNA export from nucleus. NCBI's taxonomy places the organism in Eukaryota, Fungi, Basidiomycota, Agaricomycetes, Polyporales, Fibroporiaceae. The transcript has 21 exons. The record is from RefSeq and is a predicted model, not a curated record.
AUGGAUCUGGACGGGAACCCUGAUACUCAGGAGCGCCAUACAAAAGCAGAGACUAUCUUUGCAAAAUCUGAGCAGCUCACUGCCACCUUCUACGCCCAGUUGCCAGUUGAAGUAAGGCAGGCGCUGAAGGCAGCAGAUUUUUACCGCGAUGCUUUCAGUGGAGACGUUGACCCUUUGACUGGGUUUGCAAUUGUGGCUUCAGUCGAGACGUGCUUCGCACUGACGGGUACCCCGACUUGCUACAUCUUCCUCUGCCCUGUAAGCGAUAUUAACGACCCGAUGGCCACGCCAUUUCACGCACUCGUUCCUUAUGGGUCAUCUAGGGAGCCUGGGCUAAUAGUCAGUUCUCCGACCGGUGAAGUUCGCUUCUGGGAUGGGCUUGGGAUGGGUCUCGCGGGCGGCGACAAUUUCUUAGUCAUGUCUCUUGAUUUAGAGCGUGAAGAGCGAGUUACAACUUUGACGAGAGCUGACCCACAAACCUAUAUAGUAUCAACGUCCAUGGGCCGCUUAUUCCGCCUGAUACUCACUGCAUCUGGGGGCAGCCAUCACUUAACCGCUCAUGUCUUCAGCCAUCCUCGGGCUUCCAUGUCAAUUUCACGCCUUAUACCUUCUUUUUGGUCCGUUCCCAGCAUUCAGCCGGAACCAGGAAACAUCAACGCGAUCGCUCUUGCUGAACCAGGCACCGACUCGCAGGGCAGAGCAUUGUGGGCCAUCAUAAAUAGAAGAAUACAGAAGUGGAAUCUUUCAUUUGAAGGGUGGCAAGAACUAGUUGUAGAUACCGAUAUUAUGGAUGAUACUCGGCAGGCCAUCCGAAACGCGUUCGCCUCCGCGUCCCCCGACGAUAUAGAGCUUGACCUCGAAUUUGUAGAUCUCAAGGUCGAAGGCGAUGGAAAACUUGUUCUCCUGGUAUCAUACGCUGGCCAGGACGAAGAGGCGAGUAUGGACUUUGGUCCACAUCCUCGACGAAUCUAUGCAAUUGCUCACUUGUUAUGCACGCCCGAUACCUUUGAAGUGUUGAAUGUCAGAGGAGUGCCCUAUCAAAGCACGUCUAGUUCGGGCGCCCCGCUGCAUCCUAGGUUACAACUGGUCAUGAAUGGCGAACUGAUUGUUAUUCAAUUCGGGGACGCCGUUGCCCUCUGUGCGCGAGAUACAGUGUACAUGGAUCGCCUUGAACUCAAAUCUGCGACAGACCGUACUCUCGGUGUCGGUGUCGUUGAUGGCGAGAGCGAGCUGCUAGUUUUGACGGCCACUACGAUGGUAAAAGCUUAUUUUGAGUUGGAUCGAGUAUCCCAAUUCAAUUCUGAGAGUGGUCGGGCGACUUUGAUGGUCUCCAUUAUGACACAGGCAAUUCUAUAUGGUUCAAACCCGGAGAACCCACUACAAUUUAGCUUCCCUCCCGAAAUCGACGAAGAAGCACUUAUGUCUGGAGCUCAACAACUCAGUCAGGCAAUACUACGUUCAGAUUCAGAAGUAGUACGUCCCAGCCAUGACCUUCAAGCCCAGAUAUCUGGACGAAAGGAACGACUUAGCUUCCUCAUUAAAUUCAUCAACGAUAACGCUGUCUUAACCAAAGCGAAUGUCCCAAAGGAGCCGGCAGUUGCUCGCUACAGACGCAGAGAAGCUGAAGAUUGUGUUCGAUCGUUCCUCAAAAGUGGAGUGGAGGCUAUAGGUGGCCUCAUCCCCUGCGUGUUGGAUGUGGUUCGGCGAUCACUGCAUGCGCACAGCCAAAAUCUCUCCGAGGAUAUAUGCGAAAGCAACCGGAUUGUCUUGACGAUACUUCAGUCAGCAAUCAGCUAUCGCAUCUACAACUCAGGAGUGUAUGGGAUUGAACUUCCAUUGUUGGAUCCUUGGUCAAGCCAGCCAAACAUUAUUGAAGUUGUAUUCGAGCUAGUUAUUGCCACAACCAAGGUGGUAGAAACUCCGAGUCCAGAUGCCGAGUCUACUCAAACCAGGGUUCAAUUAAGAGAACAGCUCCCCGAAUUAGCUUCGACACUAUUCACCUGCAUUCAAGAACGAUUGCGGUGGCUUGAAAGUCCCCUCUCAGCAAGCGACCCUAGAUCGGAGCGAGAACGAUACGAUCUUGCACAAAAAUUUCACCAAGUGCGGCCUGAAGUGUUGGAGACACUGCGAAGAAAUGGACACGCAAAUGCGGCCUUUAGACUCGCUGAAGAAUAUCGCGACUUCCGCAGCCUGGCUUCCUUGUGUAACAAGGAGACCGUUUACCCUCCAGAGGAUAAUCCGAAUGCUACACGGAUCCAAGCUUACGUUGAGCAAUUCAAAGAGGAGUUUACUACAGAGCUGUACCACUGGUAUAUCGAGCACGGCGAGCUCAGAGCCAUGUUCGCUGCUGGACACGACGAGUUUCUGGACGCGUUUCUCUCUGACAACUCGAUUCCGGCUGUGUCGUGGAUUCACGAUGUUUACAAGGGCCGAUAUGAACUUGCAUCUGAAGCUCUACUCUCAGAAGCUGAUCAUGCUUCGGAAUUGGUAUCGAAACACCUUAUGCUCAGUAUUGGCAAGCUUGCGCACUUGGCACAACUGCAUGAGGUGCAGGAGGUUCAGAAUCCAAUCAGUCAAAAGACUUUAGACUCUUUUCAUGAUGGACUGGAUUUCGUGAGCGUGCAUGAGACGAUUUUAGACGACUUGAAGUCAGCUCUUGUUAAUGUCCGCGGAAAGCAAUCACUGGAGGCGCAAGUCGACGUGAUCGCAAGGGCGAAGGCGUCCCAGCUAUCUGAUCGAAGGAUACUGCAACAGAUAUUCAAGCAACUCGUCCGACAAUUACUGCAGGGAAAGGCCCUAUCUCCUGAGGAUCUAGCAGAUGUUCUAAGCCUCAAAGAUAAUGCUGACAGUCCAGGAGACUAUGCUACAGCGCUCCAGAUACUUUCGCGAGCGAGGAAUAUACCUAGCGCUCGGCGACUGUCUGCGUUUAGAACUGUAUGGCGACGAAUAUACAUCCACGAUGAUUGGAAUGUGUUACGGCAGACGGCCAAUGUUCCUGACGCAGAGCUGAAUAUGCGGUUCAGAAAUACUGCUUUGUAUGCAGCCCUGCAGGCAACUUCGAGAGCACACAGUACACCGAAAGGCUACAUCUCGACGCCCGUGGAAGCAUUGGAGGUCCCAGAUCAAUCCGAAAUUGCUCUGCGAUGGCCAGGGAUUUCGCCUGAUGAGGUGGAAGGGAUCGAACAGGAUUAUUUGUUGGAGAGUAAAUAUCUGGCCGAUUUGGAGAUGGACAGUACUUUUGAGAGCAUGGUGGGGUUGGUUAAGGAAGAUGCGACGUGA